Molecule: messenger RNA, 401 nt
Organism: Stegodyphus dumicola
Lineage: Eukaryota; Metazoa; Arthropoda; Arachnida; Araneae; Eresidae
Biological process (GO): G protein-coupled glutamate receptor signaling pathway
Molecular function (GO): G protein-coupled glutamate receptor binding
Source: RefSeq, a predicted model, not a curated record
GAUUUCCGGUCCUCCCACAUUGCUAUGGCUGCCAAGACCAGGAGAUGAGUGUACGAUUUUGAGAUAGAUGGGUAUUUCUUGCUUAAAUGACUAAAGAUUGUGCCAAAAUGGGGGAGCAACCCAUCUUUACAACAAAAGCGCAUGUCUUCCACAUCGAUCCAAAGACUAAAAGGUCAUGGGUUCCUGCCAGCUCUCAGGCAGUCAACGUUAGUUUUUUCUUCGAUUCGACCCGUAAUCUUUAUAGGAUCAUCAGCGUUGAAGGAAGUAAGGCGGUUAUCAACAGCACUAUAACGCCAAACAUGACCUUUACGAAAACAUCGCAAAAAUUUGGCCAGUGGUCAGACAUCAGGGCUAAUACAGUUUAUGGUUUGGGCUUUGCAUCUGAACCCGAGCUUAAUAAG